Octopus sinensis (East Asian common octopus) is the source of this 1067-nucleotide messenger RNA. Its product is annotated as cation-dependent mannose-6-phosphate receptor-like. Gene Ontology annotation, cellular component: trans-Golgi network. NCBI's taxonomy places the organism in Eukaryota, Metazoa, Mollusca, Cephalopoda, Octopoda, Octopodidae. The record is from RefSeq and is a predicted model, not a curated record. The transcript has 6 exons. Bases 1 to 507 code for a protein of 168 amino acids.
AUGUUACAGCUUAGCCUGUCAACUGAUGACUGCCAGAUUCUAGGAGAGCAGACUACUGCAGCGUUUAAAGGGGAUACAAAUGAUGAAGGCGGCAUCUAUAUACACUACCACUACAGUAACAUAACUAAUGUCAAUGGAACUAUUAAAAACAUAACUAGGAUUUCUGACGUCCACAUGCUCUGUCACAAAACGCAGACAUUUUUUUUGAAAGAAAUGGCUCGCAGCCUUGUUUCUGUUACUUAUAAAUUUCAUCUUCUCACCCCAUAUGCCUGUAAACCAGUCCACCACACCCUAAGUACAGGUUCAAUACUCCUCAUUCUUUUCCUUCUUGCCUUCAUAAUCUAUCUGCUUGCUGGAUUUGCAUUCAAGCAUUUUUAUCUCGGGGCUCAAGGUGUCGAGAUUAUCCCUCACUACACAUUUUGGAGUGAUUUCCCACUUUUGGUUAAGGAUGGCUGUUCCUACACUUUCCGAUGUUGCCGAGGUCCGUCCGCCUAUGAAAGGAUUUAAUGUCAGAGCCUUCCGCUUUGUCCGACUGUUCUUGUAUGCCCUAUCACCCCCCCCCCACUUUUUUUUUUUGGCCUUUUCUUAAAUUUUCAAAACUCUGUGUCUGUCUUCAGUUCUUGCUGGAAUCAUCUCUACAACUAUUUUCUUAUUGUCUGCACUCCACCACCACCACCAUCAUCAUCAUCACAAUCAUCAAUCUUAACGGUGCUCUUUCAUAUUGUGAACGUAGUAGUAGUAGGAGGAGGAAGAAGGAAAAGAUGACCCAUCAUCUGACAAUCACUUCUUUUUACUACUACUACUACUAUAUCUGCUCCUUUAGGGUAACCAACCUCUGUUUGGUUUAAAAUAAGGAGUCGAGAAGAAAACAAAAAUUACACUUUGCUCUGUCAUUCAACACACACACACACAUCAUGCGUGCAUACAUACACACACACGCACUUGAUCUCCAUGUAGAUCUCCAGCCCGACACUUCAAAACCCUAACAUUUCAGGUCCCAUCCCACCUACAUUCCACCCUGAUUCAAGGAGCCUUAGCCUGUAAUAAAAUAUACAAACUCUACUAUG